UCGCGAGCCGGCCGCUCGUCCCGCCCGCCCAUAUCACACACAUAUCCGAGAGACCGAACGUAGCCAAACAAACUUUGUUUAUCCCAGUACACUUGUGACACGUAUUGCUUUUACAACAUUUCUUACUAUUGUGAUUUAUAUUUAGCUCGUUUUGAAAUUCGGUAAUUUUAUACUGUCAAUUUCUAUAAAAAGAAGAAAAAGAAAUAGCACAAACUAAACUAAAUCGACACAAACCAUCGUAACGUGAAGGCUGGACAUUGGUGCAUCGACUACAAUUGUGUUCAAGUGUACAUUGCGUGUUGUGUUCGCGCGCGUGUCAGUGAUGGUGGCAGUGAGCGAGUAAUGUACUGUGCGCGGCGCGAUGGCGUGGCCCGGAGGCUCGGAGGCUGUGGAGCUGGAGGUGCAGCACGUGAACAAUAAUGACGGCGACAGGCUCGCCGUGCCGCGCACUACUGUCGUCAACGGACAACAGAGGACCAAUGAAGACGAGGCGACGACGUCGGGCCUGACAGAUGGACCGCCGCUCGAACAAAACAGAAUUAUCUUCGUGAACAGACCGCAGCCUAUAAAAUUCGUUAACAAUCGAAUAACUACGGCUAAAUACAGUGUCCCCUCGUUCAUCCCGCUGUUCCUGUUCGAGCAGUUCCGCCGCUACUCCAACUGCUUCUUCCUGCUGAUCGGUCUGCUGCAGCAGAUCCCCGACGUGUCUCCCACGGGGCGCUGGACCACGGUCACACCGCUCGUCUUCAUCCUCUGCGUCAGCGCCCUCAAGGAAAUCGUUGAAGACUUCAAACGUCACCGAGCGGACGAUGAGACGAACAGGCGGAAGGUGGAGGUGCUGCGCGACGGCCGCUGGUCCACCAUCCUGUGGCAGGAGAUGCUGGUGGGGGACAUCUGCAAGGUCGUCAACAACCAGUUCUUCCCCGGAGACAUCGUCGUGCUGGCCUCCAGUGAACCACAAGGCAUCUCAUUCAUCGAGACCUCAAACCUGGACGGGGAGACGAACCUGAAGAUCCGGCAGGCGCACCCGGACACGGUGCACCUGGACAACACGCCGGCGCUGGUCGACUUCACCGCCACCAUACAGUGCGAGCAGCCCAACCGGCAUCUCUACGAGUUCAAUGGACUGCUUAAAGAUUCUAAUAACAAAACGAUACCACUGGGCCUGGACCAGAUGUUACUGCGCGGCUCCAUGCUGCGCAACACAAACUACAUCUACGGCGUCGUCGUCUACACUGGACACGAGACCAAACUCAUGAAGAACUCCACCAAAGCCCCCCUGAAGCGGUCGUCCAUCGACCGUCAGACCAACACGCACAUCCUGAUGCUGUUCCUGAUCCUGCUGACGCUGUCACUGAUCAGUGCCGCCUUCAACGAGCUCUGGAUGCGCGCGCACAGCGACUGGUAUAUUGGUCUCGAAGACGCGCAGAAUGCACAUUUCGUAUUUAACUUUUUGACAUUUUUAAUAUUGUACAACAACCUUAUACCUAUAUCGUUACAAGUUACUGCUGAAAUAGUUAGAUUUUUUCAAGCGAAGUUCAUAGCGAUGGACAGUGAGAUGUACCACGCGGCCACGGACACCCCCGCCAUGGCUCGCACCUCCAACCUGAACGAGGAGCUCGGCAUGGUCAAGUACAUCUUCAGCGACAAGACCGGCACCCUCACCUGCAACAUCAUGGAGUUCCGCAAGUGCAGCAUCGGAGAGAUAAUAUACACGCUGAAGGGCCCCGACGAGAAGCUGGAGGACACGCUGCUGUACCAGAACCUGCAGCGCAACCACCCCACGGCGCCCGUCAUCCGGGAGUUCCUCACCAUGCUGGCCAUCUGCCACACCGUCAUACCCGAGCAGGUGGGCGACACGCUCAACUACCACGCCGCCUCGCCAGACGAGCGCGCGCUGGUGCUGGGCGCGGCGCAGUGGGGGUACGUGUUCGACCAGCGCACGCCGCGCUCCGUGCGCAUGCGCGCGCCGCACGCCGUGGAGGAGUACACCGUGCUCAACGUGCUCGACUUCACCUCGGCGCGCAAGCGCAUGUCCGUCGUCGUGCGGACGCCCACUGGCCAGAUCAAGCUGUACUGCAAGGGCGCGGACACGGUGAUCUACUCGCGGCUGGCGGGCGGCGAGCACGCGCAGUACGCCGACACCACGCUGUCGCACCUCGAGCUCUUCGCCUGCGACGGACUCAGGACGCUCGUCUUCGCCGUCGCUGACAUAUCCGAGCAGUUCUACCAGGACUGGGCCAACACGUACCACAAGGCCAGUAUCGCGAUACAGGACCGCGAGCGCAAGCUGGAGGAGGCCGCCAUGCUCAUCGAGAACAACCUGCGGCUGCUCGGGGCCACCGCCAUUGAAGACAAGCUGCAGGACGGAGUCCCCGAGACGAUAGCGGCGCUGCUGAAGGCCAACAUCAACGUGUGGGUGCUGACGGGCGACAAGCAGGAGACGGCCAUCAACAUCGGCCACUCCGCGCGCCUGCUGCACGCCGCCAUGCCGCUCGUCAUACUCAACGAGGACAGCCUCGACGGCACCCGCGAGUGCAUCAACCGCCACACUGCAGAGUUCGGGGACAACCUGUUGAAGCAGAACGAGGUGGCGCUCAUCACGGACGGCAAGACCCUCAAGUACGCGAUGGGAUGCGACCUGAAGAAGGACUUCCUCGACCUGUGCAUAUCCUGCAAGGUGGUCAUCUGCUGCCGAGUGUCGCCCAUACAGAAAGCUGAGGUGGUAGAGCUGGUGUCGUCGUCGACGGGCGCGGUGACGCUGGCCAUUGGCGACGGCGCCAACGACGUGGCCAUGAUCCAGCGCGCCUCCGUCGGCGUCGGCAUCUCCGGCGUCGAGGGGCUGCAGGCCGUCUGUGCAUCCGACUACAGCAUCGCACAGUUCCGCUUCCUGCUCCGCCUCCUGCUGGUGCACGGCGCGUGGAACUACUCCCGCAUCAGCAAGUUGAUCCUGUACUCCUUCUACAAGAACAUCUGCCUCUACGUCAUCGAGCUCUGGUUCGCCAUAUACUCCGCUUGGUCUGGACAAAUCAUAUUCGAACGCUGGACGAUAGGUUUCUACAAUGUGAUCUUCACCGCUUUGCCGCCCUUCGCUAUUGGACUCUUCGACAAGCUCUGUUCCCCUGAAAUCAUGCUGAGGCACCCAGUGCUGUACGUGCCGUCGCAGCAGGGGCUGCUGUUCAACGUGCGCGUGUUCUGGGUGUGGGCCGUCAACUCCAUCCUGCACUCCGUGCUGCUGUUCUGGCUGCCCAUGCUCAUGGUCAGCCACGACAUCGUCUGGCCCAACGGGAAGGACGGCGGGUACCUGCUCAUGGGGAACAUCAUCUACACGUACGUGGUGCUGACGGUGUGCCUGAAGGCGGGCCUCACGACCCACUCGUGGACGUGGGUCACGCACGUGGCCAUCUGGGGCUCCGUCGUGCUCUGGUUCUUGUUCGUGAUGAUCUACAGCAACGUGUUCCCGACGGUAAUGAUCGGCGCCGUGAUGCAGGGCAUGGACCGCAUGCUGUUCACCUCGCUGGUGUUCUGGCUCGGCCUCAUCCUCAUCCCCAUCGCCACGCUCAUCCCCGACAUGCUCGUCACUGUCAUCCACAACUCAAUGUUCAAGUCGAUGACAGAAGCCGUGCGUGAGAGCGAGAUAAAGCAGCGCGACCCCAGCGCACUGCUCACACACCCGAGACACUCGUGGGCGUACGUCCAGUACUUGAUACGAAUGAGACGAGGCAGUGCCGUUAGAUGCCUCACGGAGACGGCGCGGCUGCUGCAGAACGUUCGCAGCGUGUUCAGCCGGCGCUCCGCCACGCGCGCCACCAUGGAGCUUGAGCUGUCGCGUGAGUACCUCCAUGGAUCCGACUCAUGGACUGCUAAUGCGGAGACAUCGGACGAGCCGCCGAGAGACCUCGCCUCGGCUCGAGUACAUAUUAGCAUUCCAUCAGUUUCCUACUCCGUGGCCACACCACGCACCGCUGACGCGUUAAACACACAUAGAGACACUGUUUAUUUACCGCAGACCUCUUGGAGGACUCGCCAAGACGGGUUCGCGUUCUCGCAAGAAGAAGGCGGCAGUGUGUCGCAGGCGGAGAUGAUCCGUGCUUACGAUACGCGGCAGCCGCGGCCGCAGCAGUCGUGAGCGCGACGCGUGCGCAGCUGGGGUGGCUGGGCCGGCCGGGCCCCGCGUGGUGGCCGGGCGCGGGCCGGGCGGGCCCCCCGGGGCCGCUGCGAGCUCUACACCGUCUGCUAGCCCGCGGGCCGCGGCCCGCCGCCCACACACGUACAAACUCUCCUCACCCUCUCUCGGAAACAAUAUCACUGUUGUUGUUUUAGUUAGCGUCACAGACAGACAGUAUUGUUACAGAUUACUAUUAUUUAUUGAGGAUCACGAUCAUGACAAAUGUUACGAGUAUGUUGUAUGUCUAGUGUUACCGUACUUACGUAGGACUGUGUGCAUGCACCUCGUCUAUAUUACUAUAUUAUAUAUGGAUAUAUAACUUAUGUAUACAACGUAUAGUAUAAUGACUGCGGAUGGUAUACAUCAUCUCCGGUUUUUCUAUCUAUUUUGAAUGUUUUACGACUUUCGGUCACAGGGAAUCAUGAUUUUAAAAUCCUAGACCAAAAAUUAGAUUAAAAUCUUUUUAAAAUCUGUACUUUAAGUUGUAACUGAACGCGUUGCAGUUUACAUGUCAAGUUGUGUUCUGGCGUCGGUCGCGGGAGGCGGGGCCACACAGGGCCGGACUGCGCGAGCGAUGGGUCGUUCUCUUGUUUGUUACUCUUGUAUUGGAUACAGUCUCGGAGCUAAAUCCAUGCCUUUGAUUACCAAAAGACUUGUUCGUAUAAUUUCCUUAUAGGCAGCAACUAGAUCCCUCUAUAUUAUAUUUGUUACUAGUUUCGUUGUUAGGUAAGAAAUAAUUUAUUUAUUCAAUAUAUUGCAAUGUUGUUUCACCUUAAAUAGUUAGGGAAGUACCAUAAUAAAUUAAUAACUUUGUAAAUUUUCAUUUAUUUUUGUAUGUGCGGGGUCCUUCGACAUUUUUAUUUUUAUUAAUAUAAAAGACUUAUAUAAUAUACUUCGAAAAGAUUAAAAGUAAUUUCGGUUAUAGCUGCUAUAAUUAUAAAGAUUGAAAUGGAGUUAAUUGUCGUGCCAGGCCGAGUUAAUUGUUGUCCAAUUUAUUAUGUAAUAAUUACAUUUUAAGUACAAGCGUAGGUAGGCAUGUCGGAGGGCCCCGGCUAUUUACAUUGAUUUAGUUUACUCGUGUAAAGCUGGUAGUACUCGAUAUUAUUUUUGUAUUCUUAUUUCAGACUACACAUGGCCUAUGUUCCGUUGUUUCACAUAUUAUGUAUAUGCAUUAUAUACCAGGGAGGUACAGUCGUGUGUACAUAGUAUCGCUGUACUGCCGCGCCAGUGUUCAGCAUUCAGUUGACAAAACGUUAAACGCUUACAUCAGUGUACAUAUAAACUAAUAUAUAAAUAUACACUUGUAUGUACAUGCUACGUCGAAAUUGUGAUGUCGCUUUGUUAAGUAGAAAUGUAUUAAUUAGAUAAAUUAUAACACGACUUAUUGUUUCUCGGUGCAUGAAUCGAUAUGCAAAGCAAAUUAAAUAUUUUUAAAAUGAAAUCGAUAGUGAAUAAAUCGAAUAUUCUAACUUUGGAGCACCUUUGAAUCUCGAAGCGUAAUGUGCACUCGACAAUUGAUCACCCACAUUGGCACAGAACUCAUUAAUUUGGCAUUACUUAAUAUCGUCUAGUCAGCCAAUUUCUACAGUUUUUGAACAAAUUAUAUUAAUCAUAGCAGCUUUUUACUCCUUGUGUAAUAUACAUAGAUCAUUAGACUCGUGUUUAACUGAGGGAAGAAAGAGACAGUGGGCAUGCAGUGAUACACAGGGAAGGGAUGAUCUAUAUUAGAAGGAGAUAUGAGAAUUUCGUUUAUUUGUAUACAAAGAAACUCUGAAUUAAGAUUUCCCCGGACGUUAAACACGGGUCCGUUGUACAAGUAGAUGAUUGAUUGAACACUAUUAAUGAAUUAAAGUAAAAUAAUUGUGAUACGUACUGAAUGAGGUGAACAUUUUCAGACUCUUUACAUGGUCGCUAGAAUAUAUUUUAAACAAACUGAUAUUGUCGCGUACGGUUCAUAACAGUUUAUUAUUGUUAACUGUUUAACUUUAAGUUAUUUUUAAUGCGUGAGAGAUGUGGGGUCGAGCAAACCAGGGCAUGGGCAUCAAGAACUCAAAAUGGGUAUUUAAAGAUUUUUAUGAUGUAGAAAAUCUGUGAAAAUACCCAAAUACAAACAGACAAAGUAUUUAUAUCCUAUUCGCCAUCCAUUUCUUGCUCUUAUAUAGUUAUUGUUUCAAAAAUUUUAAAAUAAGCUGACCGUUAUUCUGGAGAAUGUUAUCAGCUCUACGUGUUUAAAAUACAUGCUGGUUAAAUACUGAAUUUAUAAUUUGGUGAAUACUGUAAUCAAAUGUUUGUAAUUCCAUAACUUAGGGCUUGUUAACGUUUCACUAUGUUAAGUAUUUAUUGUAUGUUAAUUAAUUAAAUAUGAACAUUUUGUCAAAUCAAUGCUAUUCGUUGUUAGUACUGACAAACGGUGAAGGAAAACAUCGUGAGGAAACCUGGACUUAUAAUUUCCAAUUAUGCCUUAGGUCAGCAGUGGCCAUUUAUAGGCUGAUGAUGUGAAAACUAGAUAUAUUUUUGAUUUUUACAAUUUGAAUAUACAUAAUGUUAAAACAUUGUAAGUUAUAAAAUGUUAUUUCAUUAGAUAUCUGAAUAUAUUGUUAUCAUUUUAUUCAUGUUUUGGUUGAAAUCAAAUGUUGUCUAUAUUAUUUUGAGUCGGAUUCUACGUCGGGCAGAAAAAUUGGAUUUAUUAUGAUGGUCUGAUAGUACCUAAUAUUGCCGUCUAAAGUGGACCCUGCCACUGGACACCACAUCUCCUGCGCAGCCUGUUCUUGUGGAUGUAACAAAUAAAAAAUAUAUAAUUUGUUCUCGUUCUUUA
This is a messenger RNA of Spodoptera frugiperda (fall armyworm), 6983 nucleotides long. It is a transcript of the gene ATP8A, whose product is annotated as probable phospholipid-transporting ATPase IA. The transcript has 26 exons. Lineage: Eukaryota; Metazoa; Arthropoda; Insecta; Lepidoptera; Noctuidae. The record is from RefSeq and is a predicted model, not a curated record. Gene Ontology annotation, biological process: phospholipid translocation. Gene Ontology annotation, cellular component: plasma membrane. Gene Ontology annotation, molecular function: magnesium ion binding; ATP hydrolysis activity; ATPase-coupled intramembrane lipid carrier activity. The coding region runs from base 362 to 4129 and encodes 1255 amino acids.